Molecule: messenger RNA, 891 nt
Organism: Eurytemora carolleeae
Lineage: Eukaryota; Metazoa; Arthropoda; Copepoda; Calanoida; Temoridae
Exons: 10
Coding region: 1-891 (296 amino acids)
Source: RefSeq, a predicted model, not a curated record
AUGCUUGAUUCACAACGACAAUUGUGCGCGCGCAUAUUAUUAACCCGAACCUUCGCGCGUGUUAAUGUUUUAGAGAAGCGAAAUUUUUAUGGUCAUAUUCUUAUCAGGGCUCAUCCGAGAAGGAGGUUGAUUAUGUUCUCAGGAAUAUUUUUUCUUGUUUUUCUGAUUGGAGAGGGACACGCUGACUCUUCUAACAUAACUCAGACAGAAGGAAGAGAGAAAAAACAGCUAUCACUCUUGUCUGUAGUUAAUUUUCCUAACCUGAGAUGUACAACUUCUGCUGCCGGUGCUACAACCUACGGUACAUGUAUAAGUACAUCUGAAUGUACAUCACGGUCCGGGUCUGCGUCAGGAACCUGUGCUGCUGGUUUUGGAGUCUGCUGUUAUAUGGCAGUUUCAGUUUGUGGAUCAUCCUUAGCAUACAACAACACUUAUAUUCAAAACCCUGGAUAUCCUUCCUCGUUCACACCUACAACUACUGGAACUUGUAUGUAUACCAUAAACAAGGUUAACUCUGAUGUUUGUCAGCUGCGGCUGGAUUUCCAGACAUUUACCGGUUUCGCUGUAACAACAGCUGGAGUUAAAACUGAUUCAAUGGCCGCGGCUGGACAAACAGGGAAAAACCCGCCAACAAUUUCUGGAACAAAUUCAGGAUAUCACAUGUAUGUGAAUGUUGGAGCAGCUGCUACGGAUACUGCAACUGUAACUAUGACCUGGGGGAAUAUUGUAACUGCUAAACAGUACAAUAUAUUUGUACAACAGAUUGAAUGCUCAUCUAAGAACAAGGCUCCCCAAGACUGUGUACAGUACUUUACUGGUACUGCUGGAACUAUUCAGAGCUAUGGCUGGGCUGGGGCACAACUUCUCGCUGGCNACGUACUAGGCUUUUAG